Cuculus canorus (common cuckoo) is the source of this 3875-nucleotide messenger RNA. It is a transcript of the gene RGS9, whose product is annotated as regulator of G protein signaling 9. Gene Ontology annotation, biological process: intracellular signal transduction; G protein-coupled receptor signaling pathway; regulation of G protein-coupled receptor signaling pathway. Bases 97 to 2040 code for a protein of 647 amino acids. The transcript has 19 exons. The record is from RefSeq and is a predicted model, not a curated record. NCBI's taxonomy places the organism in Eukaryota, Metazoa, Chordata, Aves, Cuculiformes, Cuculidae.
GCGUCGCGCGUCGCUGGCCCCGCCCCCGUCCGUGGGGCGCGGUGCCCUCCGCCAGGUGCACCCGCUCGGGGCCGCGGCUCCGGCAGCAGCGGCACCAUGACCGUCACACGGCUCGACUAUGGGCAGCGCUACCGCCCGCGGAUGGCCUUCCUGAAAAAGAUUGAACCGCUUAUGAUGGAGAUGCAGGAUCCAGACACGGGCGUCAAGACGCAGACGCAGAGGGUGAUGAUCACCAACAUCCCACAUGCUGUGACAGGUAAUGAUGUAAUGCAGUGGAUUCUCCAGCGCUUACAGAUCACUCAGGAAGAGGCGCUCCACCUGGGGGACCUGUUUGUCAAAUAUGGAUACAUCUACCCUCUUCAGGAGCCAAAGAAUCUCACCCUUAAGACAGACAGCAGCCUGUACAGGUUUCAAACCCCCUACUUCUGGCCCGCGCAGAGCUGGCCUGCUGAUGACACAGACUAUGCAAUUUACCUAGCAAAGAAGAACAUUAAGAGGAAAGGGAUUUUAGAAGAGUAUGAAAAGGAACAUUACAACAUGCUCAAUCAAAAAAUAAACUACAAGUGGGACUUCGUUAUCAUGCAAGCCAAAGAGCAGUAUAAGGCAGGAAAGGAACGAAAGAAGGCAGACAGGUACGCCCUGGACUGUCAGGAGAGAGCCUACUGGCUUGUGAACCGAACUCCUCCUGGCGUGCUAGAUGUCCUGGAGUAUGGAGUAGACCGCGUAACGGAUCCCAAUGAAAAUAAGAAAAAAACUAUGGAUGUUUAUAGGAGAGAGAUCAUGUACUAUCAGCAGUCCAUCAUGAAGUCCAGAGUGAAAUCUUCUGUCUCUCUUGGAGGGCUUGUGAAGUACUCCGAACAGUUCCUCUCCAACGAUCCUCUGCUGUCUGGAUGCCUUCCCAGUAACCCUUGGAUAACAGAUGACCCUGAGUUCUGGGAUCUCAAUGCAAAACUAGUGGAAAUCCCCACCAGAAUGCGUGUGGAGAGAUGGGCCUUCAAUUUCAGUGAGCUGAUUCGGGACCCGAAAGGUCGGCAGAACUUCCAACUCUUCCUGAAGAAGGAGUUCAGCGGAGAGAACCUGAGUUUCUGGGAAGCCUGUGAGGAUCUCAAGUAUGGAGACCAGUCCAAGGUCAAAGAAAAAGCAGAAGAAAUUUACAAGCUUUUCCUGGCUCCAGGAGCAAGGCGCUGGAUUAACAUUGAUGGCACAACGAUGGGCAUAACCGUCAGAGGCCUCAAGCACCCUCAUCGUUAUGUUUUAGAUGCUGCUCAGACCCACAUUUACAUGCUGAUGAAAAAGGACUCCUAUGGUCGCUAUUUAAAGUCUCCAAUAUACAAGGAAAUGCUGGCCAAGGCUGUUGUGCCACAAGAGACCGUCAAAAAAAGCUCUGGUUUCCCAUUCGGACGCCGUCACCUCCGCUCCAGCCCCAGCCCUGUCAUCCUGAGGCAGCAGGAGGAAGAGGCCAAAGCCAGAGAAGCUGCCACGACCGUGGACAUCACGCAGCCAUGCCACCACGCUGCCCAAGCCCCUCACCCUGCUGUCUACACUGGCACCAGCACCCCCCCAUCAACACCCGCUGCCCCCGCAUGUCCCCCGGCAGCCCUGCCCCCCAGCACCGCCUGCCCCUCGCCCAUCACCGUGGCCUUCGGCAGCACCGCGGGCGCUGAGAAGGAGCGAGAGCCCCAGGAUCCCAGCCCCUUCCCCUCCAGCAGCGGGAGAUCUCGCAUGGCUGCCCUCUCCUUCGGCCGAUUCCUGAAGAGGGGCUGCUGGACGUCCCCUGUCUUCGCCACGCUCUCGCCCAAGUGCCCGGCCAUGCCGCAUGGGAAGGUGCAGCCGCUGGGUGAGCGCGAGCAGCAGCUCUGGACAGACACCAAGGCCGUGAGCAGCUUCUUCCAAAUAAAAAUGGACGGUCCUUUGGAGAGCCGAAUCUGCCCCAUAGACUCUGAGAAGGGAGAGGACAACCGCCACCGAGCUUGUAAGGACUCUGGGAAGGAGGUGAUCUGCCCUUGGGAGAACCCUGUGGAAGAGGGGAGAGCUGGGUAGCAAGCAGCCCAGAUAUGGACCCUCUCUUUCCAGGCCUGAGACCAUGAGUUGUGCCCCAUCUGGUUCAGUAUUUGGGCCAUGCUGUUGAAGAAAUGCAUUAGAGCCAUCCUUCAGCAUCGAGGAAGCUCAGACUUCCACAGCGACGAAUCACAGACCCUGGUGUCCCCAUCUGUUAGCAAUUCAAGAGUUUGAUGCAUUUCUGGACUGGUUUUCUUUCCUAUCUUUGGUAUUUUCAGAUCUAUUCAUUACGAACUUCUUGAUAAAUGAAGCUCGUUUCUUGCCUCACAGCAGAUGGAGAAUUUCUGCGUGUAUAUAUAUCCUGGGAAAUGGUGUCUUAUCUGAAUUACUUGCUUGGCCAUGAGGUGUCAGCACACUGUACACAACACAGCUGGAGCAGAGCUUGCAGGCAUUUUUCAGAGUAGAACUCAGACUUCAUUAUGAAGAUUUGGGCAUGUUUGUGUCCCCAGCUUGGGUCCAUCUCUUAUUAUUAAUAACGAUUCUUGUAAUUUUAAAGGAAGUUCAUUAAGAGACAGCUGAUUGCUGGGGAAAAUAAAGUAAACCCCUCAUGAGAAGCUGUGUACUGUACGACAUAGCACCAUUCCUUAAUCCAAAUCAAAAGUGAUCCCAAAGAGCAAACGAUGCAGAAAAGCAAAGGCCCCAGGGCACGGCUGCGUUAGCUCCAGUUUCCCUUUUGUGGCCUCUCACUGCUGGGUUUUGAAACCAUGGCUUGAACUUCAUCUCAGCAACACCUGGGAAGAUCCCAAACAAGUCUGUGUUUUGGGUCUCUCUGAAAUGAGGCUGAUGCUUUGCCACAGUCUUUGACUGUGUUGUUGUCAAGAGUGUUAGAACGUUGCUUUCCUUAUGUCAAAACCAUUUGAAGAUGGGGUUUUUGGGUCAGGUGUGGAGGUGUUUCCUAGACGUAUGUGAUGUGGGUCGUUAGUCUGUAAUUUGGCCUUGUGGCCCGUGACUUUUGAUGUUGCUAUUUUGUAUUUCUAAUUGUAAAUGGAGCUUUGCCUGUGUGGCUGAUGUGGCUCAUCCUGCGGACUUCUACUAUGGCAUUUAAAAUGUCUCCUUACACAUACUCAGUGGUCCCCAUUUCCCACAGGUCUGGGAUGACACUUCUCGUCAUAGGGCAGUUCGGGAAAAUCAAGAGGCUAUUUGUUUUUCCAAAGACUCUUUCUCAGUGGAGCAGAAAGAUGCACCACCCCAAAGCAGAAGUUGAGCAGGAGAGUGCUGCCCCACGCCACCCACGAUGCUUCUCUCAUGCCAAUACACAUUUGCUCUUGCUGGCUUUGCUUUGUCAGGAUGAUUGGAUUCUGUUCUGGCAGUCACUAAUGGUGGGCACAAGAGACAAAUGUGGUGUCUUUUGUGAUUGUUUUUGUUAAUAUUGUUACUCAGCUGCUCCUGAUGGGACACUGGUGGUGUAUAACCCAGGAAAUAUGGCUGGAAGAUGUUGUGAUGUGUAAGAGUUAAUAAUAUUAUAUUUAAUAUUGUGUCCAUGUUAUAAGAGCCCUCCUUCUACUAAGACUUCUCUCAAUGGUUUGGGGUUCCUCUUGUGCACAUCAUUGCCUUCUGCUCCAGAGGCCAGCAGCGGCCAUGGAUCAGCAGUGUGUGUCUGGGACUGGGACAUGGGUCACACUCCAUGGAGACAGUAAACACUGUCCCGUGAACCCUGUCGUCUGUGGUUUCCUCCUCUUCACCACUCCCAGUGUGCACGGAGCCGGGAUGGGCACUUAGCACCAGCUCCUCAGGCUGGCUUCCUCACCACCUCUGCUCCUCGUGUUCUCCACUUGCUGAGGAAGACCCACAUCUUGUCGCGGUUUCAGAAGCUGAUG